Cercopithifilaria johnstoni is the source of this 783-nucleotide messenger RNA. Lineage: Eukaryota; Metazoa; Nematoda; Chromadorea; Rhabditida; Onchocercidae. The record is from the annotation of a GenBank genome assembly.
AUGGGAAAAUAUACAGCUGAUCCAAAAAUGCGACCAUCAGUGAUUGGACAUUUUUUCUCGAGAAUCGGUUCAAUGAGGCAUCGCAGCAAAAGCCCGCGAGAUCCAUCGUUGUACAUGUCAGAUGAUGCUGUUACUCCCUGUCCUACUCAGCCUACGUCUCCCACUUCUUCCAUCAAAAAUGGAACAAACGUUAAGGAUAGCGAGUUGAAUGCUAAAAACGAAUUGCACAUCUCACCACCACCGAAGCCAAAACGACAUUCAUCACCAUUUUUUCGUAUCAUUCAUCGUCUAUCAAUGAACCGUAAAACUCGUGAAGCAUCUUCCAUCGGCCGUGGUGCCCAUAAUUGUUCCCAACUCAGCCCGGACGAGCUCAACAGCAGCCACGAAACUAUUUUUUCAACUUCAACUCUCCCAACAACCUGCAAUUCUGGAGACGUCCUACCUAGGCCAACUGUGUCUGAGAAUGACCUGCGUCUUAUAACUCUACGAAAGGACCAAGAAAUGGAAAGGAGCGUAACUGCAUUAUCUAUGAACACAAGUAGUAUUCAUCCAGACGAUAACUGUGAUAUGAUCAUUCGUGUGCCAUCGUAUCUGCGUAUCAGCUGUGCUCUUAAUGGUUAUCGUCGUCCGUAUCGUCAUAUCGACGGAUCUCAUCGGCGGCAGAAUGCCAUGCCUAUGAAAUUACCGAUGAGUAUUGUUGAGACGCGUAAAUUAGCUUUCAGUCAGAAUGAUGGUCAGAAUAACAAUAACCAAAAAAGGUAUGUUUCUGCGGCAAUUUUUUAA